Messenger RNA from Dipodomys spectabilis (banner-tailed kangaroo rat), 5230 nucleotides. It is a transcript of the gene Kl, whose product is annotated as klotho. Lineage: Eukaryota; Metazoa; Chordata; Mammalia; Rodentia; Heteromyidae. Bases 34 to 3096 code for a protein of 1020 amino acids. The record is from RefSeq and is a predicted model, not a curated record. Gene Ontology annotation, molecular function: hydrolase activity, hydrolyzing O-glycosyl compounds. Gene Ontology annotation, biological process: carbohydrate metabolic process. The transcript has 5 exons.
GGGGGGGCCCCAGCGCCCGGCUCCCGCGGCAGCAUGCCCGCCAGCGCCCCUCCGCCGCGCCUCCCGCGGUCGCCGUCGCCGUGGCCGCCGUGGCGGCGGCCGCUGUGGCUGCUGCUGCUGCUGCUGCUGGGCCUGGGCGGCCGCCGCCUGCGCGCAGAGCCCGGCGACGGCGCGCAGACCUGGGCCCGCUUUGCGCGUCCUCCCGCCCCGGAGGCCGCGGGGCUCCUGCACGACACUUUCCCCGACGGCUUCCUCUGGGCCGUGGGCAGCGCCGCCUACCAGACCGAGGGGGGCUGGCGACAGCAUGGCAAGGGCGCGUCCAUCUGGGACACGUUCACCCAUCACCCCUCGGGCCCCCCUAGCCACCCUCCGCUCGCCGACCCCCCGUCGGGCGCCCCGUCGCCUCCCCCUCCUGCCACUGGAGAUGUGGCCAGCGACAGCUACAAUAACGUCUUCCGCGACACCGAGGGGCUGCGCGAACUCGGGGUCACCCACUACCGAUUCUCUAUAUCCUGGGCGCGGGUGCUCCCCAACGGCAGCUCCAGCGCCCCCAAUCGCGAGGGGUUGCGCUACUACCGACGCCUGCUGGAGCGGCUGCGGGAGCUGGGCGUGCAGCCCGUGGUCACCCUGUACCACUGGGACCUGCCCCAGCGCCUGCAGGACACCUACGGCGGCUGGACCAGCCGGGCCCUGGCCGACCACUUCAAGGAUUACGCCGAGCUCUGCUUUCGGCACUUCGGCGGCCAGGUCAAGUAUUGGAUCACCAUCGACAACCCCUACGUGGUGGCCUGGCAUGGCUAUGUCACCGGGCGCCUGGCCCCCGGCGUGCGCAGCAGCCCGAGGCUGGGGUAUCUGGUGGCACACAACCUUCUCCUGGCUCAUGCCAAAAUCUGGCAUCUCUACAACACUUUCUACCGACCCACUCAGAGAGGGCAGGUGUCCAUUGCUCUCAGUUCCCACUGGAUCAGUCCACAAAGAAUGACAGAUCAUAACCUCCAAGAAUGCCAAAAAUCUCUUGACUUUGUACUAGGCUGGUUUGCCAAACCCAUAUUCAUUGAUGGUGACUAUCCUGAGAGCAUGAAGCAUAACCUUUCCUCUCUUCUGCCCAGUUUUACUGAAUCAGAGAAAAAGUUCAUCAAAGGGACAGCUGACUUUUUUGCUCUUUCCUUUGGACCGACCUUGAGUUUUCAACUUUUGGAACCUCACAUGAAAUUUCAUCAGUCAGAAUCUCCCAGCCUGAGGCAACUCUUGUCUUGGAUUGACCUUGAAUAUAAUCAUCCUGCCAUAUUUAUUGUGGAAAAUGGCUGGUUUGUCUCAGGGAACACCAGAAGAGAUGAUGCCAAAUACAUGUAUUACCUCAAAAAGUUUAUAAUGGAAACCUUAAAAGCCAUCAAGUUGGAUGGAGUCAAUGUCACUGGGUACACUGCAUGGUCCCUGAUGGAUGGUUUUGAGUGGCACAGAGGUUAUAGCAUCCGACGUGGCCUCUUCUAUGUCGACUUCCUCAGCCAGGAAAAGAAGUUGCUGCCCAAGUCUUCAGCCUUGUUCUACCAAAAGCUGAUAGAGAACAAUGGCUUCCCUCUUUUACCUGAAAAUCAACCCCUAGAAGGGACAUUUCCCUGUGACUUUGCUUGGGGAGUUGUUGACAACUACAUUCAUGUAGAUACUACUCUCUCUCAGUUUACUGACCAGAAUGUUUACCUGUGGGAUGUCCAUCACAGCAAGAGACUUAUCAAAGUGGAUGGAGUUGUGGCCAAGAAGAGAAAGUCUUAUUGUGUUGACUUUGCUGCCAUCCUACCCCAGGUGGCCUUACUGAAGGAAAUGCACAUUACCCAUUUUCACUUCACCCUGGACUGGGCUCUGAUCCUUCCUCUAGGGAACCGGUCCCAGGUAAAUCACUCCAUCCUGCACUACUAUCGCUGCGUGGUCAGCGAGCUGGUCCGUGCCAAUAUCACACCGGUGGUGGCUCUGUGGCAACCUACAUCCCCACACCAAGGCCUGCCCAGUGCCCUGGCUAAACAUGGCGCCUGGGAGAACCCAAACACUGCACUGGUGUUUGCAGAGUAUGCGGGCCUGUGCUUCAAAGAGCUGGGCCACCAUGUGAAGUUCUGGAUCACGAUGAAGGAGCCCAACACCAGGAACAUGACCUACCGAGCCGGCCACCACCUUCUGAAGGCGCAUUCAUUGGCUUGGCGUGAGUAUGAUGAGAAAUUCAGGCCCAUUCAGAAAGGCAAAAUAUCCAUUGCCUUGCAGGCUGAUUGGAUAGAACCUGCCUGUCCUUUCUCCCCCAAAGACCAAGAAGUGGCUGAGAGAGUUUUGGAAUUUGACAUUGGCUGGCUGGCAGAGCCCAUUUUCGGUUCUGGAGAUUAUCCACAGGUGAUGAGGGACUGGUUGAACCAAAGAAAUCAUGUUCUCCUACCUUAUUUCACUGAAGAAGAAAAACAACUCAUCCAGGGUUCCUUUGACUUUUUAGCUUUAAGCCAUUAUACCACUAUCCUCGUAGAUUGGGAAAAAGAAGAUCCGAGCAAAUAUAACCACGACUUAGAGGUGCAAGAAAUGACAGACAUCACUUGGCUCAACUCUCCCAGUGAGGUGGCGGUGGUCCCCUGGGGCCUGCGCAAGGUGCUGAGUUGGUUCAGAUUCAAGUACGGAGACCUCCCCAUGUACAUCGUUGCCAACGGCAUCGAUGACGAUCCCCUUGUCGAUGAGCAAGACAAGCUGAGGGUGUAUUACCUACAGAAUUAUAUAAACGAAGCCCUGAAAGCCUACAUAUUGGAUGGUAUCAAUCUUUGUGGAUACUUCGCUUAUUCAUUCAGUGAUCGCUCCGCUCCAAACUUUGGCUUCUAUUAUUAUCUGGCAAAUCAGUUUGAGCCCAAACCAUCCAUGAAACAUUACAGGAAGCUAAUCGACAACAAUGGUUUCCUGGGCACCAAAAGUCUGGGAAGGUUUUGUCCAGAAUAUACAGAGUGUGCUGAAUGUGGCUUUUUUCACACUCGGAAGUCAUUAUUGGCUUUCCUUGCUUUUCUGUUUCUUGCUUUUAUUGUUUCUCUUUCUCUUAUUUUUUACUAUAACAAGAAAGGCAGGAGAAGUUACAAAUAACCAGAACAUUUUCCUAGCCAUUUGUUUGGACAUAAUUAUGCACACAUCAGCUGCUAGCUGUUUUCACUUCUCAGUGUUAUAAAACUAAAUUUCAUAUAGAAAAUGCUUUUGUGGCACAUGACAAAGAUUUAAAUGAGUGUAGAGACAGUAAAAUAUGGAAUAAUGUGAAUAGAGUCUGGAUUCAUUCCUUUUGGGAUGAUUAAGAAAUUGACAGGUAUCAUAAUUUCCCCAAUAGGAAAGCAUUAAAAAGAAUAGAAACCACAUCAAUGCAAAUAGUGGACAGAAAUUAGAAGGAAAAAAUUAGGAAUUUUGUAUGUGUGUCCAUUUUUCAAUUUCAUGUUUUUCUUAAAGUAAUAAUUGAAAAUUUUAGAAUAAAAAGUUGAGUCCCUCUCAGUUGCCAUGGUGAAACCUAAUGACAAUGCCUCUAGCUAACCUAGUUUCCCAUGAGCAAGAUGAUAGACCAUAUAUAGGAGACAUGACACAGGGCCCCGAGGCAGAAACAUUUCUUUUCUUUUCUUUUUUAUUUUUGUGUAUGCCAAUCUGGGGCUUGAACUCAGGGCUUGGGUGCUGUCCUUUAGCUUUUUUGCUCAAGGCUGGUACUCGAACAGUUAAGCCACUUAAAGCUUCUUGGAAUCUCAUGCACUUUCCUGCCUGGGCUGGCUUUGAAUUUUGAUUCUUAGAUCUCAGCCUCCUGAGUAGCUGGGAUUACAGGCAUGAACUAUUGGCACAGUGACUUUUUUUAAAGUCAGCAUUUCCAUCAAAGGAUGCUGACACUAAUUUAUAUUUAUGGCUAAUGAUAUAUUAAGAGAGCAAGCUAUGACAAUUUAUACUUUAUGUGAAUUCUUUGAGCUUUCUUUUUAAAUCCCAGGUCCUUGAGGGCUUUUGCUACUGGUCUCUUAUUGAGAGUCUCUGUAACAAGAGACUUCAGAUAAAUGUUUGCAAAAACUGAAGAUGAAUUAUGGGAUGCUGGCCUUUUCAGUAAGCAGAAAGCAAUUGUGAAAUGUAGUAUACUACAAGGUUUCUAGGUGAAAGGAAGAAAAUGUGCUUUUUAUGAGCAACAUGGUUAAUCCAAUCAUAUAUCCUUUUAUUUUUGAGCAGACCUUGAAAUGAAUGAAAUGGCCCUAGUGCACAAAAUGAAACAAUAACUCAUUUUGUGAAGAGUGCUUCAACACUGUUCUUAGAAAUGUGCCAGCAAUUCCUCGAAUUGAUAGUUUUCAAAGUUCCUAAUAGGUUCCAAAGCAAUCAGGUCUGAUAACAUAGGAAGGUUUCUUUCUUUUUUGUGUGUCAUCUUGGAGAUUCAAUUUAUGUUUCUUUUGUGUUCAUGGAAGUAGCUUUGAAUUAGCUUUGCUUCAAACUUUUGCACAGAAACAUGCUACUGAUUUCUACAGAAAAGGGCUAAUUAGAUCUUCUCCUUUGCUGCCCUUCGAGUAUGUCUUGCUGAUAAUCAAGAAUUCUCCCAAUUAUACUGUAGUUGUUUUAUACAUAAGCCUAUGUCAUAUGAGGCAAGACAAAGCAGUCAUAACAGGCAUUACUAACCUUGCUGACACUGGUUCUUACAGUAUAAUAAAUAUAAAUAAAUAAAUAUAAUAUUGUAUAUCAUCUCCAGAGGUGGUACCAUUUUUUUCCAUGAAAGAUGAUUUUAGUGGUAUUCUUGAUAAAGUCGAAAUUGUUACUAAAACCUGACACAAGAGAAUCAAUAGUUUUAUUUUGUGUACAUAUUUUUCUGAUCAUAAGUGAUGUAUAUUAAUUGUAAAAAAAUUUAAAACACAAAAGCUGUAUAUAAAGAAAAAUUGUCUAUAACUUCAUAUUCAUGCGGCAGCCACUGUUCAUGUUUCCUAUGGAGUUUCUUUUACAUAGUCAGAUCAAAUUAUCUGUAUUUAUGUAUUUAUAUGAAUUCUUAUGAUGUAACACAGUCAUUAGUCUGCAAAUGCAUGACUUUAAAUAUUUGUCAAAAAUUGAUUUUACUAUAUAAAUAUAUCACAACUGAUUUAGCCAUUUCCACUCAUUGGACCAGUUUCUGAUUAUUGUCAAAUAAUGAAUAUUGUUUAAAAUAACAUUUUGCUAUGAUUUAUUUUGUUUCCUUGAAUGUAGAGAAGAAUAGCAAAUUGUUAGAAUAAAUCUGUCUGCAACUUUA